GCGUCGCAGUGACUUCUAGUACUGCACACUGUUUACGACCACAAACACAAACCCCUACACACACCGCCGGAGCGCCAGACUGUCCGGGGGGGUCCGACGAUGGAGGGAGUCGGGUCGAGGCUGGGCCGGGCAUCUUCCCGGUACGGCCCAGCCGCCGCAGUGUUCAGUGGCCCAGUGAGGAAGUGGAAGAAGAGGUGGGUCCACGUGCCGCAAUCCUACCACAGCUCCCAUCCCCAAUCCAACGGCGGCAAUAGCUCUCGCCUCGUCCUCUGCCGGUGGACCCCCAUCUCUUCCAGCACAGUCGCCGAUUCCGGCUCGGCUGGCUCCGCCGAAGAGCCGCCGAGACGCAAGUUCCGCUACACUCCUAUUGCUGUGCUAGAAGAACAGAGCAAGGCGGGCAUCAAAAAGUCCGAAGAUGAUGCUAACAUGAGUCAGACCAACCAAUCUAUGAAGCCGGACAUGGAUGAAGAUUUGAAGAAAGGAACUCAGGAUUCAAAUGUAAGUUAUUUGGAUUUGGGUUUGUGCUUGAAAGGCCACAAUGACAACCUUGAUUCUGUAGGAGAGAACACAGAGAGUCAGAUGAAGAGUGGCAACAUUGAUGUUGAUUUCUUUCUGAAGACGAACUGACUUGAAAAAAUAAAUAAAAAAAAAGAAAUUGCUCCUGCAAUAAGAUGAAGUCAGAGCAUUUGGCGACCUUGUGGACAUUGCAUGUCGUAGAAUCUUGUAAUUAAGUUGUAGGCUGGUUUCAUCAUUUUAGUGCCUGUAUAUGUUUUGUCUCCUCUCUAGCUAAUAUAACCCGUGUUUUUUCUGUUGCCGCUAUGGCUGUAAAUCUAAUGGUUUUUCGUAUC
This is a messenger RNA of Corylus avellana, 848 nucleotides long. RefSeq lists its product as uncharacterized. The record is from RefSeq and is a predicted model, not a curated record. Lineage: Eukaryota; Viridiplantae; Streptophyta; Magnoliopsida; Fagales; Betulaceae.